Messenger RNA from Guyanagaster necrorhizus, 594 nucleotides. RefSeq lists its product as uncharacterized. The record is from RefSeq and is a predicted model, not a curated record. NCBI's taxonomy places the organism in Eukaryota, Fungi, Basidiomycota, Agaricomycetes, Agaricales, Physalacriaceae. Bases 1 to 594 code for a protein of 197 amino acids. The transcript has 5 exons.
AUGGACAAUUUCCCACGAGAAACGGCGUGGCGAGCAUACCAAUCUUUCCCCGAAAAUAUUUGCCUGUACAUUCCCUUCGGUGAUCCAUCUAGAAAACACAUAAACAUACGAAUCAUCCAGAACCCUGGUGUUGCUCGUCAGAACGAAGUGACGACCAAGAUACCAACGAAUACGCACAGUAAAGCGGCUCCGAUGGACAUCAAAUGUCUAUUCCCGGCAGCUUGUGUGGAAAAGCUUAAUUCCGUCUUGAAACAAUGGUACGAGGUACAAGAAAAUGGACCUGGAACUGUACAAUCCUAUGGGCGUGCAGAAGAGAUCCCCUCUGCAAUCCAGAGGAAAGAGUCACGUACAGCAGACAGCGCCAGCCGUGUUGAAAAGGGAUCAAUGCCCGUCAUCGUUGGGGCGGCAUGGCAUCUCCUACCAGGAGAGAAAACUCUCAGGCCAUCGUUUGAGCCCAUCGUGCUGAAGCCCGCUUCUUGUACCGCCGACGCAGAUAUAUUGACGAGCAUUGCAAGCACUGUAUCAAAUACGCUCCUUGAAGGUGUCGUUGUGAGGCUGAAGAAUUUUCUGCUGAGUAGCACGGAAAAACGUUAG